UAAUUCAUAAAGCCCAGUUGGUUUCUUCUCUAUCCUUCCAGUGUCCACGGAUCUAUCACAUUCAUCCAGAGAUAAGAACCUCCUGAAAGAAAAGCGCAAUCCGGUUGGCCUAUACGGCACUCGAGAUGGACGGCGGCGCCAGCCUCGUGACCUUCGUUGUCGUAGCCUUGCAGUCCAUCAAAACCGUGCAUGGGGUUAUUUCAGCAGUCAAAGACGGGCCUCAGAGCGUUCGAAGUCUUGCGGACUCAGUCGCGCAGCUGAAGAGUAUUCUAGAACGGCUUUCACAUAUUCAGUUAGAACCCGCCAACAGCAUAGACUUGACAGACCUGUCCAAUCUCACGCAAAGAUGCGCUACAGAUCUUGGCAACUUCGAAUCAAAACUCCAAGGACUGAAUCUCUCCACCGACGACCGACGGUUCGGCAGAUUCUGGAAGCGACUCAAGGCCGCCAUUUCGGAGAAAGAGCUCGAACGCAUGCGAGAAAUGAUCAGGGCACACACGCUGACGCUCAACUUCCACCUUAGCCUGUUACAAACAGCACAGCUAUCGUUCUCGAGCAUGCAGUCCACCGAAAUCCUUAAGCUUCUCAAAGAGCUGAAGAGUGACAUCGCGCAAUCAAGCUUUGCGAAUCACGGAACGGCAACGUCCCAGAAUCCCAACGCAACAGCGACAGCAAUCGACGCUACAACAACAGAUACAACCGAGUCAGCGCUUGAAGACAGUAUCUCCCGGCUGAUAAAACUUGUGAACGAGAAAGAAUGCACGGUGGAAUCUGAGGACGCUGAGCAGUUGAUAGACGAUCUUCAGACGCUGAUAGACUCUGCUCACAGCAAAGAGUCGAUUCCGGUAGCGCCGCACGAACCUGGCGAGGGCGAAGCAAUAUCGAAUAUCGCGAGAGAGCUAAAGCUAGCCACUAGCCUGAUCUUCUCCGCUCCAUCAAUUGCAAUCAAUAGUAACGCCAGAACCGGGCUGAUCGCUUCCGCCUUUUCGGGAUGCGUCAUCGACCAACAGCGGAAACGGAAAGUCAUCGAUCUAGACAGCGGAACCCUGACCGUCGCAACGAACAAACGGCGCCGAAGACACGAUGGACAGCAACGCGACGUCACAACUGAUAGGAGCGGUGCUAGUGGAAGAGAAUUCUUCGUCGAGAUCCUCUUCAAGCCGAAAACCUCUCAGGCUAUGCUUGCAGUAUCUGUAAGCCAAGGCCAAUUGCUUCGGGGUAGCUUCUCGAGUAUACCAAGGCUGUCAGUCAACAACGUUCUCCCGGUUGGCUCCUUAGUCUUCAAAUUAGCCGAAAAUGGGCGAAUCGAGGAUUUGGUGUCCUUGGUUGCUGCAGGGAAGGCUAGUCUUCGCGAUCAUGAUACGGAGGGUCAGUCGCUUCUCCACUAUGCAGUAGCACAUCCAUCUAUGUGUAAGUUUCUUAUCCAAAAUGGGUUGGAUGUGGACGGGAUCGGUAAAGCAAGGUGGGCCAGGUUUGAAGCAACACCUUUACAUGAGUGUUGGAGGUACGACGGUCAUGAAACAGCGGCGAUUCUCCUGGAGGCAGGCGCGGAUCCGACUAUCACGUCCGGCUAUGGGAGCAGCGUUGUACAUUUAGCGGCCGGGCGGCCGGGUCCCACGGACGAGCAUAUCUUACGCGGGAUCUUCAAUCUAAGCGCGCAUUUCGGGGUUGCCAGCUUCAGAGAUCACAAUGGUCGAUCGCCAUUUUUACGCGCUUGCGGUAGGCUUCUCGACUGGAGUACUGGUUUAGAACAAAAUAUCCGGAAGUUGAGCCAUCUUCUAGAGAGGGGGUGCAGCAUUCAUGACACCGAUGACGACGGCUCGACUUGUCUCCAUAUUAUAUUCUCCAAUGGGAUCGACGGCGCGUUGAAUGGGCACUGGAGAGACACUUUGAUAUACCUAAUCCGCCAGGGAGCAGACCUCUACGCGUUGGACUACUCAGGGGCAUCUGUCUCGCACAUUGCGUACUCAGAAACGUGCUACGACAGACAACUCAGUGCAGGGACCUCUCGAGGAGACCUAUUUGAUUUCGCUCUAGAUUCAUGUGGAUACAACAUCUUGGAAUUCAGGAAGAAAUAUCCGCGAAGAGGAAGGUAUGAGGGAGGUUAUUCUCGGCAGGAUUUUGAGCUGCUCUGGAAGGGUAGAGAGGAGCGGUGCCCCUAUUGGGAUGACGCGGAAUGGCCUAAGUCUGAUAAAAACAGCGACGGCGAAAGCCGAGAUAGCUGUCAGGCAUUUAUAUGCGUCUGUUCUCGGCGCGGGGAAACUUGUAUUGCUUAGGGCAUAGAUAGUAGCGUUGAUGAGGGGACGGACGAGGAGGAAGAUGAGGAGAAUGAGGAGAACGAAGAAGACUCUUGAAUGCGGAAUCCUGGUCUACAAGACAAACAACAGAGGCAGUAAUAUUCAUAAAUGGCCAAUUCGGAAUGGAG
Molecule: messenger RNA, 2425 nt
Organism: Trematosphaeria pertusa
Lineage: Eukaryota; Fungi; Ascomycota; Dothideomycetes; Pleosporales; Trematosphaeriaceae
Product: ankyrin
Exons: 5
Coding region: 126-2276 (716 amino acids)
Molecular function (GO): protein binding
Source: RefSeq, a predicted model, not a curated record